Exophiala dermatitidis NIH/UT8656 is the source of this 2874-nucleotide messenger RNA. Its product is annotated as NADPH2:quinone reductase. Gene Ontology annotation, molecular function: oxidoreductase activity. Gene Ontology annotation, cellular component: mitochondrion. The record is from RefSeq and is a predicted model, not a curated record. NCBI's taxonomy places the organism in Eukaryota, Fungi, Ascomycota, Eurotiomycetes, Chaetothyriales, Herpotrichiellaceae. Bases 512 to 1669 code for a protein of 385 amino acids. The transcript is spliced from 2 exons.
GCAAACGCCCCGGUAGGCAAUCUGCAACCACGAUCUCGGACGGCUAUGAUAUCCUCGCUACUGUACAGAUCCAACGUCUAGACAAGAAAUCCAGAGUUCUGUCUGUCUUCCUUCACAGGGGAAACCAAAUGUACGCUCCUUUAAUUUGACUUGAGUGCGUGGUCGCCCUUUAGCCGGGCAAUCAAUCACGAUCCCCAAAAUCUCCGAGGUUACAGUUAUUUACUGGAUAUAAAGUAGCACUGCAGCACUCCUAUCACCUACAACCAGUGGAGCCAGCCCUUGUUGAAGGAUCAGGUCUCCAAUACAUUGUGCGACGAUUGAAAAGACUGUCCUCCUGAACGAGUUGAGUCCGUUACAAACAUACCUUAUUCAGAAAUCCGGUUUCUGCUGUGCGUGGUUACCUUAUAUGAGGGAGGGGUAAGGUGGGAGGUCCUGGGGAUAGAUUACCUCCGUCAACUAUAACCCACGCUGCACACCAAAAACGAAGACGAAGCAAAGCAAAGUCAUCAACAUGAAAGCCAUUCAAAUCACAAACUACGUGCAGAAAUACUCGGAGUUAACGGUGAGCGAUAUCCCGCCUCCGGCUCUCCUGUCCUCGUCUUCUUCUCCCACGACCAAAUCCACAGCAACAGAAACGGGAACAGGAACAACAGACGACAACGACAAAGUCCUCGUGAACAUCACACACAGCGCGCUGAACCACGUCGACCUCCUGUACGCGCGGGGAUUGCACCAGAACAACCACAGCGGACUGGUCAAGCCGCCGUUUGUGCUAGGGUUGGAAUUCGCAGGGGUGGUUGUUGCCACGUCGGGCUCCCGUUCUGGAUCAAAGUUUAAACCAGGCGACCAAGUGUGGGGAUCCAGUGUCGGCGGGUUCGCGGAACAAAUUGCAGUUCCGGCGUCGUCCCUUCAGAAAGUUCCCUCGGGAUGGACGUUGCAUGACGUUGCGGGCCUAGGAGCCGCCACGGCACCAGUGAGUUAUGGGGCUCUGGUGCGCGUGGCGCAGGUCCGACCGGGCCAAAUUGUGCUGGUGCACGCCGCGGCGGGCGGGUUGGGUGUUGUUGCUGCGCAGAUUGCACAUGCGCUUGGUGCUAUGGUUAUAGCCACCGUGGGCAGCGAGGCCAAAGCCGAAGUUGUUAGGCAGAAGUUGGGCACGAGAGUGUUGGGAGUCGUGCGGUAUGAUCUUGACGGCUGGGAGAAGGAGGUGCUGAAGCUGGCAGCAUCAGCACGGCGCGACAACGACAACUGUAUUGGUAAGGAGACUGCUGGGAUCGAUGUCGGCGUCGAUGUCGUUUAUGAUACUGUUGGGCUUGUGGGAAAGAGUCUGCGCUGUCUCCGGUUCGGUGGAUGUAUUGUCAUUGCGGGAUUUGCUGGCCUUGGCGGGAAAAUGGAGUCGGUCGCCAUGAACCGCGUCUUGUUAAAAGGUGCCAAGUUAUUGGGAUAUAGAUACGGCGAGACAGGACGGCGCCACCCGAAAGAAAACGAAGAGGUGUGGAAUGGAUUGAAUCAACUGCUCGAGAGCGGUAAGAUCAAGCCUAUCAUAUACGCAACAUAUCAGGGGCUCGAGAGCGUCCCAAGGGCACUGGACGAUCUUGCUGCAAGAAAGGUGUGGGGAAAAGCAGUUGUCCAGAUUCGGUCUUCAACUUCACCGCCAACAGCAAGGCUGUGACGUGACUUGACAUGACAUGACUUGACACACGGUAAAGUAUCAUUACUAGAGUGGCGAUUUCGAGGGCAUCUUCUGGGCAGCAUUAAAGGAAACGACUAAGCGGUUGGGCGACAACUCGACUUUGACUUUGGACCGGUUUGGUGGCUACAUGUAAAGAUUCGAAUUUUGACCCAAGCAGAACAAGCUGUAAGACGAGCAAAAGACGGACCAACAGCACAGCACGGCACAGCUGCUCGCGACUCCUGGUUUUCCAUUUCAAUUCAUGACCAAUCCGCCAUCAACGACCAGCUGCUGACCGGUGACGCCAGCGGCCCACGGACUAGCGAAAAACAAUACUGCCCCUGCAACAUCUUCUGGGAUAGUGACUUUUCUCAGCGGGGUCACGGCUUUGAUCUGGGCAAACACCUCCUUGGGCGUACUGGCACUCGCAUCCGUGACGUCCAACAGUCCGCCUGCGACAAGAUUGACCGUGAUGCCCUUGGGACCCAGCUCCGCGGCACAAGUUCUGGUGAAGGCCAACAAUGCGCCCUUGGCCGCCGUGUAGUCGUGGUACGGCACAACGGGGUUCUGGACAAGAUUGGAGCCGAUGUUGAUGAUGCGGCCAGACCCGAUCCUCUCAAAUCCAGGCAGGGCGGCUUGGGUCGUGUUGAGCGUCCCGCGAAGGAACCCCUGAAGCUGAGAGUCGAAGUUCGACCAUGUGAGCUCACCGGCGGCCAGUUUGGGCCUUGCAUCGCCGUUGAACUCAAAGUCUCCCACGAUGGCAUUGUUCACCACCGUCGUGAUGGGUUGGCCGAAGUGAAAUUCGGCCGUCGCGAAGAGCGCCUUCACUUGGUCCGGAUCCGUGAUGUCCGCCCCAAUCGGGAACACUCCAAGUUCCUUUUCGAGAUGGUGGAUCCGCGUCAGGUCGGACUUGAAGUAGUUCAGUACAACUCGUGCUCCUUCGGCGCGGAAGGCUUUAGCGAUGGCGAGUCCGAGACCUCGUGAGGAACCUGUAGAGCAGAAAUGCUGGCGUGUGAGUAAAUGGAACAGGUAGAUAUAGUCCGGUGAUGAUGCAAGCAGGUCAAGGUGGCCAUGCAGAUGUAGCAGGCCGAGCAAUCCCAUUGCCAACAAUGUAUAUAUGGCAAUCUUGCACAGAUUGAAGUAGCAAUAGGAGAAAUGAAACUUCCGCACCGGCUGCAUCUGCCAGCACCAGUAGCAGCAGCAGA